This is a messenger RNA of Camellia sinensis, 3092 nucleotides long. Lineage: Eukaryota; Viridiplantae; Streptophyta; Magnoliopsida; Ericales; Theaceae. The record is from RefSeq and is a predicted model, not a curated record.
AAACAAAGCAGGCCACCAAACCAACUCCAUCUUCGUUGAGUAGAUGAAGAAAAAGAAAGUGGGCGCUUCACACAGAUUAACAUAACAUACUCUGCUUUCUUCAACUACUGGUUAAAAGUUUUUGUAAUUACCAUUCCCAAAAGGCAAAACUCAUGUCUCUUCUUCAUCAUCAUCAUAGCUCUUGAUUCUCCAAUUUCUACCAAUUUUCCAUCACCACCACCAUGCCCUCUCGCCCGAUGCCGCCGGACCAGCCGCUAACGCCGCCGCCGCCGCACCACCGCCACCGCCUCCUCCCCCCACUUGCCGGCGGUGUCGCCGCCGCCUUCUCCCUCCUCAUCCUUCUCACUGUUUGCCUCCGCAAAAUCAUCCGCAAACGAACCGUCCCUUCCGACUCGAAGCCCCCACACCGCUUCUCCUACUCCGUCCUCCGCCACGCCACCUCCUCCUUCUCCGCCGACCACCGCCUCGGACAGGGCGGCUUCGGCUCCGUCUACCGCGGAGCUCUCACCACCCACAACGUAGAAAUCGCCGUGAAGCUCAUGGACGCUGGUUCUCUUCAAGGCGAGCGCGAGUUCCAGAACGAAAUCUUCUUCGCCGGAAAGAUCGAUUCCAAUUACAUCGUCUCCGUCAUUGGCUUCUCCUCCGAUCGAAAGCGACGCCGUAUGUUACUGGUCUACGAGCUCAUGAGUAAUGGAAGCUUGCAAGAUUGCUUGCUCCAUCGCAAGUGUGAGGAGUUGAAGAAGUGGAACAAGCGUUUCGCGAUCGCAAUCGAUAUAGCAAAAGGUUUGGAGUAUCUCCACCAUUUCUGUGAUCCUCCUGUGAUUCACGGCGAUAUAAAGCCGAGUAAUAUACUGUUGGAUCGGAAUUUCAGAGCGAAGAUCAGUGAUUUUGGUUUGGCAAGGUUGAAGCCGGAGGAUCAGUGUGAAAUUGCUGUAAUGAACGGUGGAUUUGAGGGGAAAAAGGUGUUGGAGUUUAAUGGUGGAGGCAGAGCUGAGGACAAUGGAUCUGUGGUUGAAGAGACGGAGAGUCUGACGACGAUGGGUUUAGACGAGUUCAACGUUGGUGUUAAUCACUCGCCGGAGAGUUUUGUUAGGGUUCCGAUCGCCGAGACUUCGCCGGAGAUGGUUAUGGGGUUGGAGGGAUCGCCAGAGACGGUUUUUGGGACUCUGGCAUCUCCUGAUACGGUUGAGGGAGCGUCAUUUUCACCGAUGGCAUCGCCGUCGGAGGGGAAUUUCGAUAGGGCCAGUGUGGGGAGUGGGGUGGAAAUGGUGAAUGGUGGUGGUGUCAAGAGGGGUGGGAAGCGGAUGAAGAGUAGUUCAGGGAAGGAUUGGUGGUGGAAACAAGAUAACGAUGGAACAGAGUCGGCUGUUGUGAAGGACUAUGUGAUGGAAUGGAUUGGCAGUGAGAUCAAGAAGGAGAGGCCGAAAAGUGAAUGGGUUGGAGCUCCUUCUUCGAGUUCAGGGCCGAUUGGAAAAUCAGAUAGAAAGAAGAAUAAGAAAAGAUUGGAUUGGUGGACCACUUUGGAUGAGGAUAAGAAUGUGAAGAAAGAGAAGAGGAGACCGGCAAGGGAGUGGUGGAAGGAGGAAUACUGUGAAGAACUAGCAAGAAAGAAAAAGAAAAAGCAGAAGAAACAAGAGUCGACAAGCGAUGGCAAUAAUAGUGAUAAUUUGUGGCCAAUGGAUGAAGAAUUAUAUGUUAAUAGAAAGAAGAAGAGGAGCAGGAGCAGAAGUAGUCGAGGUAGUGUGGACUGGUGGUUGGAUGGGCUUAGUGGCGAGCUUUGGAGAGGUCAUCGCAACAGCUAUGACUCUGCUAGUGGAGAGAUACCCAAAAGUGGUGGCAUUAGCAGCACACCGAGUAUGCGUGGAACUGUUUGUUACAUUGCCCCUGAGUAUGGUGGUGGUGGGGAUCUCUCGGAAAAAUGUGAUGUUUACAGUUUUGGGGUUCUAUUGCUCGUUCUAAUUGCUGGUCGAAGGCCACUUCAGGUGACUGGUUCACCCAUGUCCGAAUUCCAACGCGCCAAUCUUAUAUCCUGGGCACGUCAUCUGGCACGUGCAGGGAAGCUUAUUGAUUUAGUUGAUCAGUCUGUUCAAUCUUUGGAUAGAGAACAAGCUCUAUUAUGCAUUACUGUUGCGAUUCUCUGCCUUCAGAAAUCGCCUGCUCGCCGGCCUUCCAUGAAAGAAGUUGUGGGAAUGCUUUCUGGGGAGUUGGAAUCUCCCCAGCUACCAGUUGAAUUAUCCCCUUCUACUCCCUCCCGCUUUCCUUUCAAACCGCAUAAAAAGGUCCGGAAUUGGUGAAGGUCUGGUGACUGAUUAAUUAGAGGGCAGAUGGAAAAAAUGCAAACAUUCAGGUAUGGAUAUCACGGUAUUGACUCUUCAAUGUUUUCUGUUCUGUUGUGUGGUUUUUGCCAAUAUAUUAUUUUUGGGAUCUAUCUCUUAAUCAUGCAGCAGAGACCAUGGGAACACAACAUCACUUGGAGGAUAGUGGGAUAUGAGGCUUUGACUACACUAUAUUCCCAUACUUCAGACAGCUUGAAGUUUCCAGCGUGUUAGAGUGCUUAUCAUGUUGGAGGCUUGCAGCAAUCAAAUUUAUGCACAUAAACACAGUUAAUCACGUAGUUCAAAAACAAAAAUGUACACCAAUUUGUAGUGUAGUAAGAAAUGACUAGUAAUCAAACAGAAGUAUUUUUUCUUGGCCAAAUUACUAUGUUGGGUGGAGAACUAUGAACAGAUGAGACCAAAGUAACAUAAACCUACAACGCUUGAGCUCUUGAAGGCCUUGUUCCAGAUUGUUCAACACUACCUUGCACUCUUCUUGGCCUGCAAUUAAUGGUGGUAUGGAUUUGAUCAUUGAUCAACUUCUAUGACUUUGUGGUCUUAAAAUUAUCACUUGCAAAUGUAAAUCAGCUAUAUUUUACGAACAUUGAGAGACAUGUUCCACUUUAUCAGCAUUUAAAGUUUCACCAUUAGUGUUUAGUCCUUGCAUCUUGAGCCAGUAAUGUGCUUCUCCGAGACAAAAAGACUCAGAAGAUUAUUGUGUUACUAGUUGUAAGGUUGUGAUUUAAUCAGAUUCAUAAAUCCUAACAAAAAUAUGAA